UUCUGCCCUCUCUCUUUCCCUUCCUCUCUCUAGGUCAUGGUAUACUCAAAAUAUAUGUUAUUUUAAUCAUCUAUAGUAUAAAACUAUCAUCUAAAGAGUAAGUAAAUAUCUUUUAUCUCUCUCUAAGUCCCUGAUAUUCAGAAUAUGUGUUAUUUCAAUUAUACAUGGAUCCCAUAAAUUGUCACCUAAAGAAUCAGUAAAUCUCUGUUUUAGUGUAUUCAAGAGUGUAAAAUAUUGAAUAACCUAAAUAAAGAGUGUAAAAUCUCAAUGUCUUUUUUCCUGUGUGAAAUCCUUGUAUAAAAACAGAAAAUUCUAUGUUCAUUAUCAAGAAACAGGAAAGCUCGUGCGAAAAGAGUAUAAUCUUUGUGAAAACAGUAAACUAAUCUAAUUUUAUAAAGAAUAAAUGAAUCUUUGGUUUUUUAAAAACCACACUGUAAAAUCUGUGUCUCUAUCACUGGUUGAAAUUGAUGUGAAACUAGUAAUAUCCGUUGUUGAUCAAAUUCAUUCAUAAAAUAGUAAAUAUCUGUUAUAUAUGUCAAUUUUGUUAUUUUUUUUUUUCAUAUUUGUACACAAAACUGAGGAAAAAGAACUAAAGAAAGACUAAGUAAAGCACCAAAGGCAUAGUCCCUUUUUCUCCACAAGUGCUGAAUUAUUGCUUGCUUUUUUCUUUCUCCUUGCAUUUUUAUUUUAUUUUAUUGCGUGAUACGUCCAAGUUAUCAGUGGGCACCAUCUUCUAGCAAGAGAUUUUACAUAACAUCCGAGGAGAACUCACUCCAUGUAUUAUGAUGAAUUACAUAGUUUUAUUUCUAAGUAGGAGUUUAGUCAUGAUUUUGUGGAGUGGUUUGUUUGUGAUUAUUAACAUCAUUGAUCAUGGAAAUUUAGAAUCUAGAGAGAUUUGCUUCAAGUUAAAUGCUCAUGGAUGAGCAUCACUCUGAAGUGCAAGAGUUACCUAGAUGUUUGGCUUUUGUGCUCAUUUUAUUUGGGUUUGUGUUUUCUUAUUCAUUUCAGAGAUGUGGUUGAAUGGUUAGUAUCUGUUCCCAUCUGUGGUUAUUCAAUGUUGGGUUAGAAAAAAUCUUUUGGCAAGCAAUUAAAAUAGUAGAGGACUAGCAUAAUGUUCUUGAAUGUUAGAAAUUCCGCUUAAGCUUAGAAGGGAAACAUUAUCACAGAAGUUUGAUUAAGUCAUAGUAUGAAGUUGGUGCAACAGUUUUACCAUAUUCUCCAUCGAUCUAUUAUUGUUUCAUUUUCUCUGAUGCACUUGAGGUUAGCAUUUUCAGUUUGGUAGCCAUUCUGUUUCUUUCCACUUUGUGGUUCACAUGGAAAGUUUCAACAUACAAGUGAGAAAGGAGAAGAGUGAGAAGAAAAGAAAUGGAAAUCUUCUUCUAUCCUAUUUUAUUUUACGAGUUCUCUUUUUGGAACAGUUCUGCUUGUGUGGGAAAUUUUAUUCUAGAAAAUGGUGGAGCUACUCUUUGAGGACAUCUUUACUUUGACAAAGUUGAACCCAGAUGGAAAGAAGUUCGAUAAAGUUUCCCGAAUUGAAGCACGCAGCGAGCAGUUUGAUAUGUUCAUGCAGUUAGAUGUUAAUACAGAGGUAUAUCCUCUUAAUGUGGGUGACAAAUUUACAAUGGUGCUGGCUCCAACUCUGAGCUUGGAUGGGACACCUGAUACUGGUUACUUUACUCAGGGAGGGCGUAAAUCACUUGCAGACAAAUUUGAGUAUGUUAUGCAUGGAAAGCUGUAUAAGAUCUCCGAAGAUUCUGGAACCAACGUCAAAGUAGAGAUCUAUGCAUCAUUUGGUGGGCUUCUAAUGUUAUUGAGGGGUGAUCCUUCUAAUGCGGUUAAUUUUGAGCUGGAUCAGAGAUUGUUUCUUCUGAUGAGGAAAGUCUGAGUGGCAUAUUGUGUUAAUAUUACAAGCCUUUUGAUGAUCUUUUAAGAUCUGAUGGGAAUUACUUAAUCUUCGUGGGAAGAUCUUACUGUAUACUAAAGGCAUUAGUAGCCUUAUGAACUUCUACUAUAAGAUAGGAAAUACUUGAUUUUAUUUGUACCCCAACUUCGUAUCUGUGUUUGGGCGCAUGCAUGCGCAAUUGUGGAUGGGUGGUGCAUGGUUAUAUAUAGUACCAUGUUGCCGCCCUUUAAAUACAUACUCGAGAAAGAGAAAGUAAUGAAAGGAAAUCGGGAAAUUUGACUACUAUUUAGAUUUUACUUUUAAUUAUAUAAACUGUAACGAGCAUUUAACAAA
This is a messenger RNA of Amborella trichopoda, 2236 nucleotides long. The record is from RefSeq and is a predicted model, not a curated record. NCBI's taxonomy places the organism in Eukaryota, Viridiplantae, Streptophyta, Magnoliopsida, Amborellales, Amborellaceae.